Messenger RNA from Anastrepha ludens (Mexican fruit fly), 7197 nucleotides. RefSeq names its product intraflagellar transport protein 172 homolog (gene Oseg2). Gene Ontology annotation, cellular component: ciliary basal body; axoneme. Gene Ontology annotation, biological process: intraciliary transport. NCBI's taxonomy places the organism in Eukaryota, Metazoa, Arthropoda, Insecta, Diptera, Tephritidae. The transcript is spliced from 12 exons. Bases 549 to 5777 code for a protein of 1742 amino acids. Gene Ontology annotation, molecular function: protein binding. The record is from RefSeq and is a predicted model, not a curated record.
UCAUGCGGCAAAUUCGUGUUGAAUUGAAUAAAGUGUGCUUUUGAAAUUAAAGUUGCUCACGAGUUGUGUCAAUGGUUGUUCGCAUUAAAAAGUUGCUUGCAGCACAGCAGGUUUAGGUGUAAACAAAAUAAGUGUCCUAGAAUAGAAAUCGACCAAAUAUUUUUAUACAAGCGCGUUCUUGAACACAAGAGUAUUAUGAUUUUGUUCGCACGAUGAAUGUUUUUUCCUACCAGGAAGACGACGGUGAUGCAAGACCAAGGGGAAGAAAUGCCUACUGGUGAGGACUGAAUUAUUUUAACCUUUAAAGAUACCUGAAUGUGUAUAAUGACCACCUGUUGGACAUUUUCAUCCACAACUUUGUUUACGGAUAGCCUGAAAGACACGCUAAAAGCUCCUUGGCAACGAUGCGACCGAUGUCAUGCGAAAUGCAGCCACAACAGAAGAAAAAUUACAGUCAAACUCUGAUACGGAAAUAAUUUUUUGUUUCGAUAAAUAGAAGUAACUUUAUAAUUAUUAAAAUUUAAAGUGUCUACACUUAAAAAUUUCAAAUGCAGUUAAAAUAUUUAAGAACUUUGUUAGACGGGCAGGAACAACUCAAUCGCAUUGCUGGUCUAGCCUGGUCACCGAAUCAUCAAAAACUGGCCGUCGCCACCGCCGAUCGGCAUAUUCUGCUAUACGAUGAUGCUGGCGAACGUCGUGAUAAAUUCUCAACAAAACCGUCUAAUCCAGCCAACGGAAAAAACUCUUACGUCAUUCGCGGUCUUGCCUUCAGUCCGGAUUCCACUAAAUUGGCCGUGGGACAAAGUGAUAAUAUCGUAUAUGUAUACAAAUUGGGGGAGUCAUGGACUGAGAAAAAAGUUAUAUGCAACAAAUUUCCACAAACAAAUGCAGUUACAGCUUUAAUUUGGUUGUCGACCGGUGUUAUUAUUGCAGGACUUGACGAUGGCAAGGUGCGUGCGUUACAUUGCAAGAGCAACAAAUCUCAAAGUUUAUACUCUGCAGAGAGCAUUUGCAUUGCCUUGGCUUCAAAUACCAAAGGCACGGGCUUUCUUUCUGGCCACAAUGAUGGCACAAUUAUACGGUACUUCGUUAAUGAUGAUGCAAACGAAUCUUCGGGUCGUCUAGUACAGCAUCCCGUACCGCCUUUUGCUUUAGCUUGGCCGCAAGGCGGUUUUUGCGCAGGCGGCUGUGAUCAGAAAGUAGUUUUCUACGAUACCUUGGGGCGUUCAGUACGCACAUUCGAUUAUUCACGAAAUGAUCGAGAGAUCACUGUUGCUGCCGCUAGCCCAAACGGUCAAGCUGUGGCAUUUGGCAGCUACGACAAAGUACGCAUUUUCACAUGGAGUCCACGUUUGUCCGAUUGGAAUGAAAGUGCAACCAAAGAUAUUACUCACUUCUACACAGUCACAUGCGUACAAUGGCGUCGCGAUGGCGCACGCUUGGCAAUCGCUUCUGUAACGGGUGCAGUUAUUCUUUUUGAGUCAGUAUUGAAACGCACUAUAUGGCAAGACAAAUUUGAACUGAUUUUUGUGGCACCCAGCCAAUUGUUGGUGAAAUCAUUACAAGAGCCGGCAGAGCAGAUGACAAUCGAAUCGCAGCUCGGACUUGAGAUUGACGAUGUACGCAUUAUGGGUAAAGAUAAUUAUCUGGUUGCGCGCACAGAGGAUUCUAUGAUUUUAUGUGACCUGACACGCAACCUGGUAAGCGAAGUGCCUUGGACUACAUCGGGACGCCAUGAACGGUUCUAUUUUGAAAAUCCGAAUGUGUGCUUGAUUUUCAAUGUGGGUGAACUUAGUCUAGUGGAGUAUGGCGAUAGCACGAUCUUAGGUUCGGUACGAACGGAGUUCGUGAAUCCUCAUGUUAUAUCAGUGCGUCUCAAUGAACGUGGAAAUACGAAAAACAAUAAAAAACUCGCAUUCUUGCUCGACGCCAAAACCAUUUGCAUUGUGGACCUAAUAAGCCAGCUCAUUAUUGGUCAAGUUAAUCACGAAACCAAGAUCGACUGGAUCGAAUUAAGUGAAACUGCCCAUAAAUUAUUGUUUCGUGAUAAGAAACUCAGAUUGGUGUUAAUCGACAUAUUCACUGUUAAGAAGCAAACUCUUCUCUCCAACAUUUCGUUCGUGCAAUGGGUGCCACAAAGCGACGUAGUCGUAGCACAAAACAGUAACAACUUAGCUGUAUGGUAUAAUAUUGAUCUACCCGAGCACGUAACGCUAAUGGCCAUUCGGGGUGAUGUAAUGGAAGUGACACGUGACUCAGGUCGUACUGUGGUACGUUCUCAAGAAGGACCAACUGAGCACACAUAUCAGCUGGACGAAGGCCUAGUUGAGUUCGGCACUGCAGUGAAUGACAGUGACUUUGGGCGCGCAAUAUUCUUUCUAGAGACGCUUGGGGAUAAGCCCGCCGCAAAGGCUAUGUGGCACAAUCUGGCAGCAAUUUCUAUUGAGGAUGGGAAUCUCCGCGUGGCGCAACGUUGCUAUGCAGCCUUGGGCAUUGUUUCCAAAGCAUAUUAUUUGAAUGAAAUGAUUAAAGAAGCAGACAAAUUUGAAGAGUCCACAGGCACACCCGGUAUUAUGUGCCCAGAGGUACGUGCUAAACUUGCGUUGCUAAGCUCUGAUCUACGCACAGCAGAACGUAUUUACCUGGAACAAGGUGACAUCUAUGCAGCGCUGGAAAUGUACAAGAAACUUCGCAUGUGGGACGAAGCGGUUAAUUUAGCAGAGAGACGUGGCUACGGUGGUCUACAACAACUAAAGGAACAGCAAAUGGAGUUUCUUUUAUCAACUGGGCAAGAAGAAAAAGCCGGCCAAGUGCUGGAAGAGCAGGGAGAAGCUGAAAAGGCUUUAAAUCUAUAUUUAAAGGCCAAUAAACCAGCACGAGCGGCAAGACUGGCCAUGAAAACACCUCAUCUAAUGGACGAUCAGCAACUCAUGUUGAAAAUUACUGAAGGGUUAAUAAAUUGUGAACUGUAUGAGAUGGCAGGUGAUAUUACUUUCAAACUAUCCCGUCCAGAGGUAGCGCUAGGUUUGUACCGCAAGGGUGGCGCUUAUGCGCGUGCCCUCGACUUGGCGCGUGAAGUUGCACCAGACGAGGUCACAAGUUUGGAAGAAGAAUGGGGUGACUGGUUGGUUGCGCGCAAGCAGUUAGAUGCAUCGAUAAAUCAUUACAUAGAAUCAGGCGCCACACAGAAGGCACUAGAAGCUGCAGUUGGCGCCAAACAAUGGCGCAAAGCAGUGCAAAUAGCAAAGGUGCUCGAUGAACCAGCAGAAAUUCAACGCUAUGCCCUAGACCUGUCCAAACAUUUGGCCUUUGCUGGAGAUGUUGAUGGUGCCGAAGACUUGCUCGUGCGCGCCAACAUGUUCAAAGAAGCUAUCGAGUUGCUCAAUCGGCAUGGCAAGUGGGAAAGGGCUUACACGAUUGGGGAGAAAUAUCUACAAGCUGAAGAAAUGCGAGAUUUGUUUGUCAAUUUGGCUGAGAGCUUGGAAGAGCAAGGAAAGUAUCGCGAUGCGGAAAAAGUGUUAUUGGCUGUAUCCGAGCCAGAUCUGGCGAUCGCAAUGUACAAACGACGCGAACUAUAUGAUUCUAUGAUACGUCUGGUCGAACGAUUUCACAAGGAACUGCUUGAUACAACUCAUUUACACUUGGCAAGGCAACUAGAAGCUAAAGGAAAGUUCAAAAUCGCUGAAGUCCACUUCAUAGCCUCGGGCGACUGGAAGUCGGCCGUGCAUAUGUACUGCUCAUCUGGUCGUUGGGAAGAUGGUUAUCGUGUGGCUAAACAGAAAGGCACAGAAGGUGCAAGCAACCAGGUAGCUUACAUGUGGGCGAAGUCGAUGCCGAUCGAGAGUGCUGUACGCUUGCUAACCAAGCUUGGUUUGCUAGACACUGCUGUAGGCUUUGCAUGCGAUUCUGGGCAAUUUGAUUUCGCCAUGGAUCUUUGUCGAUUGUCCGGUAAAUCCACCGAUGAGGUUCACAUGAAAAUCGCUAUGUCUUUGGAAGAUGAAGGCAAGUUCGAGGAAGCUGAGGCUGAGUUCCUCAAAGCCAGUAAGCCAAAAGAGGCCAUACUAAUGUACACGCAUGCAGGUGAUUGGAAAGCGGCUCUAAACGUAGCCGAGUUACAUAUGCCAGAGGCAGUGAGUGAUAUAUUGAUUGGACAAGCGUCUGCUGCAUUAGACACACGUAACUAUCCCGAUUAUGAGGCAUUACUGAUUCGUGCACAACGUCCCGAUUUGAUAAUUGAACAUUACAAGAACGAGGGUAUGUUCGAUGAGGCACUGCGCAUAGCCGAGGAGCACUACCCUUCAGCAAUGAACGAUUUACGCCGUUUGCAAGCACAGGAGCAACGCCGUAAUAUCGAACGCUUUGAUGAUUCGCGCGCUUAUUUACAGAAAGCAGCUGAAUUCGCCAAGCGUGAGGAGUUUCGCAAAGCCGCCGAAUGUCUCAUGCAAAUCGACUCAGCAAAUACAGACGAUGUGACCGCUGUGGAACGCGCUCUGGUAAGAGCGGCCGAAAUAUGUAAUCAAUUUUUGGAGGGCAAAGAUGCAAUCGAAGUAGCAACGCAGCUUGGGCCCCGCCUAUUGCAAAUCAAACAAAUCGGUCCAGCCGCCCAGCUGUAUUUAGCCGCUGAUAUGCCCAAAGAGGCUGUAGAGGUAUUCAUACGCGCCGAGCAAUGGUCAAAGGCGCGGCGUUUAGCUAAGGAACUAGACCCCGAGCUAAUGACCUACGUGGAGCAGCAGCAAAAGUCGCGGCUCAAGACCGAAGGCAACGUAGAGCAAUUGGCUGAUAUAGACAUAAUGAGCGCUUUGGAUAUGCUAGCCGAACAAGGUCAAUGGCUUCGUUGUAUCGAUAAGGCCAAACAAAUCAAUCUAGCGGUUUUACAGAAAUACGUCGCUCUUUAUGCCGCCCAUCUUAUACGCAAAGGUGACUGUCUGACUGCGUUGAACCUCUAUCUUACCUAUGGGGCACCACCAAUGGAGGCCAAUUUCAACAUUUACACUCGAAUAGCAAUGGAUUGUUUUGCUUUGCGCGAGGAGCAGGCCAAGGAAGAUCAGUGGAGAAACUUGCGCGAUUUCCUAUACAAACUACUGAAGUCACUGCAAUCCUCUGAGCACGCACAAUCACAAAUUAUCAACAAUAUUGACAAAUUUUUGAUAAUUAGUCAUUAUUACGCUGUGCGUUCCGCUUGUAGGCCUGUACAGUCCUUACACCCGAUUGCUGCUCGUAUUUCCAUUGCUCUGCUGCGCUACACGGAUAUAAUACCGGUGGAUAAAGGUUUCUAUGAAGCUGGAAACGAUUUGCGCAAUGCUGGUCGUGAGGCAGAAGCUUUUGUUAUGCUCAACCAUUACCUGGACGUGUGCGAAGCCAUUGAGGAAGGUUCUGGACACCUUGUAGAUCAUUCUGAUUUGGCAGCUACAGAUUUUCCAAGUUCAGUACCAUUGCCGGAAGACUUGCAUCUAAAGAACGAUCCCAAUCUACAUGAAGAAAUACGCGAAUGGGUGCUAGCGAUAAGCAUGGAUCAGCAGGUGGAUCAGGUGCUACCUACCGAUGACCGUGGACUAUACGAGUCAGCUUUAGGACUAGACGAACAACCUUGUAUACUGAGCGCUUACCCUGUACGUAGCCGACAGCCCGUCACUUUUCAGUCGUCGAUUCGCCAAGCUAAUCGUGACGUUUGGAGCAAAUUUACUGUAGCACUCAAGAUGUCGCCUGGCAGCAAAGUGGCAGACAUAAUCGCAUUCGUUGAAAAGUGGAAUGGUCAGGCCAAUUCUUCUAUGCAUUAAACAGGAAUUAAUAUCACAUUUUUACGUAAGCUUAAUACGCCAAUCGUGUUUUCUCACUGCACAAUUUGCAAUAUUCUUGACAUACCCUACAUACUUAGGGGCUUUAUUUAUUUAUUUUAAGCUCAAAUAUAAGGCUAAAAAAAUAUAAAGUGAAUCAAAUUUCUUUCGGAACGUUUCCCCACAAUUUUUAAGGUUAUGGGGGCCAAAAAUAUGAUCUCACUUGGCUAGGGACCAAAGCAUAAAAGAAAUUCCAGCAACUAACAAACGAACCGCCCACCCAAAUUAGUCGCUACAAUGGUACUUCAUGGUUCCCAAUUCUUCUGUGCACUUACCAUAAGAGUAACAAUCAGAAACAGGACAGAUUAAAAAGUUAACGUUACCAAGAUUAAAUAAAAUAGCCAGGGCUAAUACAGUCUAAAAUGUGUAUACUUCCACCAAAGCGGAUAUCAGACAGAUUUCUUAAUUAAAGUAGAGGGGAUUUUACAUGCACAUCGAACAUUCCCACUUUUUCGGAAAUACUAUUUUAUUCAUUGAAUUCUCUGAAUCAGCUUUCCGUAGCGCAAAUUGCCAUCACAAUUUUCCAAAACUUUAUUAGCAUUUUUUGGCUCUAUAUCAUGCUCUCCAUCAUCAUCCUUAUGCCACGAUAACGCGAGUUUCACGAGGCAUUUGAAGCUCUCCGUCUGCGAUGAGUAGUAGUUGGACUCCGGAUUCGGCAGGGGGGCGGAGCUUCGGAAGUUUAUCAGACUCAGCUCAAUGUCUGUCUAUGUAAUGUCUGCUCCAGUACAUGUGUCCGGUCCGGAAUCUCGUCAGUGUAGUUUAAGAGAUACCACCUGACUCACCUGGGAGCAUAGUAACCUCGUUAUGAAGUUGCCCUGAUGGCAGUAUUCUGACUACCUUGGAGUGGUCUGCAUAAUUCAGAACCAGUCGGCUAAUUGCUCAAAUGUCGUCGGCAACAUUUAUAUUUUCUUGCCUCAGGUGGCAUCGGAUAGCGACUUGAGGGUCUUGUUGAGACUUUCUAUGUAGUGGCAAUUUCGGUUGUAUCUGCCGAGAAGGGAACAAAUUAUUAAUGUGGCCCUAAAUAAUUUGGGGUUGUUUACAUCCGGUUUUGGUUUCUCGUCGACUGUAACCUUUUGCUGCAAUUCGUCUAGGUGAUAAAGCGAGAAAGACUGGAGGGAUAGUCGUUCACUUUCGAACACUUUGGAUUCGUAUUCAAAUUUAUAUACACAUUAACAUAGCAUUUUUAGCUUUUAUUCUAGGCGUUGUAGCUUUCAGCACUUUAAUAACUUCAUGCUAAAACUUCGACUGAAGUUAAAUUUUGCCUCCAAUGAAACAAAGAUUUCAAAGAUAAAUACCUUACUUCAAGUACAUAACCAAAUGUUAAAUCGAAAACUUUGAAAUAAAAAAACGAAUACUCAUUUAU